This is a messenger RNA of Selaginella moellendorffii, 2007 nucleotides long. RefSeq lists its product as uncharacterized. Gene Ontology annotation, molecular function: aspartic-type endopeptidase activity. NCBI's taxonomy places the organism in Eukaryota, Viridiplantae, Streptophyta, Lycopodiopsida, Selaginellales, Selaginellaceae. Bases 194 to 1954 code for a protein of 586 amino acids. The record is from RefSeq and is a predicted model, not a curated record. The transcript has 2 exons. Gene Ontology annotation, biological process: proteolysis.
CUUGUUAUUGUUGUGGUGCGAGUUAGGUGCCGUCUCGUGAAGCUUACACGUGGGAAGACAAUCUCACGGGGUCCAACAAGCUUACCAGACAGAUACAGUGCCGAGUAUAUAUGCUGGAUCAUCACGGCCCUCAAAAAAGUUGUCAGCACUGGGGUAGCAGAAGCUGGUACAUUAUUUUUUUUCUUAAGAAAAGAUGAAGCAGGCACUGGCACUGCUGCUACUUCUCAUUCUCACCGUCGCUGUGCAAGGACUCGAGUUUCAAGACGAGCGGUCCCGGCGACCAUGGUACAAGAAGAAACCAGGACCGAAGCCCGGAUCGCCACCAAGCAGCAAAAAGAAGCCAGAGAAGCCACCAGCACCGGUACUAAGCAAUGACGGCCUGGUAGCUCCUCUCACCCGGAUGAACAUCCAAGGCGCCUCGGUGCCGUCCUUUGUGGUGGAGCUCAGGGUCGGCAGUCCUCCGGUGGCCGUGAACUUCACCAUCGACACCAUGGGCACCCAUACAGCAAUGCCAUGGCAACUUUGCUCGAACGUUACCACUGCCGCCACCUUUACCACGACUGACAGCAAAGGGAACGAGAACUGGAAGAAGACACCACCGUCAUCACCGCCACCACCGGAGAGAUCGUCAUCUCCACCAGGAAGACCGUCGCUACCAUCGUCACCGGUACCACCAUCGUCCUCGAGUCCACCAGAGAAGCCAUCCACACCACCAGGAAGGUCUUGGGCCCCGCCAGGAAAGCCACGGCAGCCACCAUCGUCAUCGUCUCCUCCAGGAAGGCCAGGAAAGCAGCCAUGGCAGCCACCAUCGUCCUCGACACCACCAUCGCUACCACCAACUUACUCUGGAGCUAUCCAAAGCGUUCCAUGCUCGCAUCCAGUGUGCCAGGGAUCGUCCUAUACGUGUGACAAGGUGAGAAAACGCUGCAUGGCUUACGACCGCUACACAGGGAAGCCCAUCGACUUGGUUCUCAGCCAGCUUACCAUGGAGAGCGUCUAUCCAUCCGGGGACGUCGCUAGCCAGAAUCGAACCAUCGCCGGCAUUGUCAUGGGGUGCAGUGCCCCGUCAUCUGUGCCGUACGCCUCGACGAGCAUGGCCUCCCUAUCCCCGGGCGCCACGUCGCUGGUGUCCCAGAUCGCGACAGCCGCGAGCCUGCCACGUCGGUUCGCCUACUGCCUCGGCAAGCCACGUGGUGCGUUCUUUGUGGGCGGGGCUGAUUACGUGUUCCGCCAGCGCACCGUCAAGCCGAAAAUGCAGUACCUCCCAAUGCUGACUCCUCCCGCCGCGUGGCAGCGCGGGAUGGGCUACCGGCUCGCACUUCGCGGGAUCGCCGUUGGAUCCGGGCCAGAUGUCAAGCCCCUGCCCAUCGAUUCCUCACUGUUUGACAAUGGGGUGGUGAUUGGAACCAAGCUGAGGUACACGAGCUUGGUUGAUCCAGCUUACCAGGUUGUUCGAAGGCAUUUCAUGGCGGUGGCGGCGGCGUCUAACGCUUCGAUCACUCCCGUGCCAUCGCCAUUCCCGGAGCUCAAUCUCUGCUAUAGGAUUCCUCCCAGAGCUGCGGUGUCCGGGGCGCCCAAGAUCCAGUUCAUCUUCGAGAACGCAACGCUCACGGUCCAGCCCAGGAACUACAUCGUGAGGUGGCGGCGGACGGACGUUGUGUGCCUGGGAAUCGUGGGAGCCGGCGCGCUGGGGCGAGUCUCCGUGAUUGGAACGCUCCAGCAGGAGGAGACGCUGGUGGAGUUUGAUCUGGAGAAGCGCGUGGUGGGCGUCAGCGAGCACCUCAGCCUCUCCGGGACCAGCUGCAAGAACUUCGAGUUUCUUCCCGAUGCGCCGUGGCCGCGGAGGUCGUCGAUCACGCCAGCUCCAUCGCCCGGAGCUCCAGUUCUAUCUGAGGAUGAUGAAGGAAGUUUUGACGAAGAGGAAGAGGUUGGCAUUGCGCCAUCGUCUUCUUGAAGGAGGAGUUAUUGUAUGGUUUGAUUGUAUUGAUAUAUUCUAAGUUCUCAUAA